Messenger RNA from Botrytis deweyae, 828 nucleotides. RefSeq lists its product as uncharacterized. The transcript is spliced from 3 exons. The record is from RefSeq and is a predicted model, not a curated record. NCBI's taxonomy places the organism in Eukaryota, Fungi, Ascomycota, Leotiomycetes, Helotiales, Sclerotiniaceae. The coding region runs from base 1 to 828 and encodes 275 amino acids.
AUGUCUCAACAUUCAGUUGCAUCUCCAACCUAUCUGAGGGCGCAAAUAUCCGGAAAGCGAUUACUAGCAUAUGUAAAGAGUAAUGAUCCACGAAAAAAUGAUUACCCAAAACAAAGCCUACUUAAUCACCAAGCUUUGCUGGACAGCAAGUGGGACGACCAGGAAGAAACCAAUGAAGCCAUGAACGUGAUAGGGCCACUAUUUGUGUAUCUCAAUGCUCUGAAUAUCUCCACAGAUAUCGAGUCAUGGGAUGGAUUUGAGAUUAAUUUGAAAAAGAAAAUUCUAGACCCUAGGCUACCAAUACCUCAUUAUGAUUUAGCCAUGAACUUUACGCACGGCGUCAUAGUAGCAUACGACUCCAUGAGCCCGCACCAAGUAGCGUUUCUCAAAGACAUCAAGUCGUCCAUCAUCCCCGACCUCAGUCGAUGGUCAGAUAUUACAUAUUUGAAAUGGGCUGAGGUCUGCAAGUUUCAUGGCACUGAAGUGAGCAAUUUGAACUACGUCAUCCAACACCACGUAACGAAUCAAAUAACAUUGGACGUCAUAAAAGAGGUGCUGAAGAAAAGAGGAGAAUGGCUCGCGCCAUCGGGAUGUGUGGUGUCAAUGGGGGAUAGCAAUGGUCAUGGUGCUGCAUUAUUAGGCACCCCGAAUGGAAAAGGAGUUGUUUGGCUCCUGGCUCAACACAAGGAAGCUUUCAAGAGCUUGACCAUUAUCAGUGUGGAGAUAUUUUCGUGCAAACCUGCAAAUAACGAGUACGAGACAAAACUUGAACAUCUAUCCGAUAAGUCUUCGUGGUUCAACCUCUGUUUUCGAAUGGGCCAAGAAUGA